GAGGACGAGCCGGAAGGUUUGGCGAAUGAUGCCGAGGUUGAAGAGUUCGCAGAGUUUGCAAACCGAGAGGCUGUCAGAAGCACCUGUGUGGUGGUAACCCUCCUCUCUUGGAGCCAAAGCAAGGUGCCGUCAGGGAUCCUCACCCCGGAGGGCUCCGAGCCUGAUGCAGCCGACGGUUUGCUAAAUGACCGCGAUCUGACCCAGGCUCUACUGCGGGCAGACAAUGUUCUGAUCCCCUGCACCUUGGAGUACCAAGAGGAGAUGGUUCAAGCCAAGAGGAUCGUGGCUCAAAUUCAGCGGCGCUCAGCUCAGGUCUGCGUCAUUGCAGUUCUGCUGAUGCCGAAGCCGGUGCUCCUGAAUCGUGAGACCAACGAGGUUCUCGUCAGGCGCCACAGUGAGCUGCUUUCCACUGGUGUCGAUGAUGUCCUCUACUUUGAGCUGUUGAGAGAUGUGGCAGCACUAAAGCGUGCGAUCAACCUUUCGCGGGCAAUGUGGAAGACGAACAUGCUUCGUGCGAAGCUGAUGUUGAACGUAGAGGUGGAUUUUGACUCCGCAGAGGAAGCGGCCCAGGUGCAGGUCGAGCAUUCGAGCCUACUCUGGGAGCAGAUACCGAAGACUUUGAUGCCCGAGUUCCGUCCCGUGAAUGAGCAGAUCUUGGAGACGACGAACAUGGUGGGCCAUUUCCGGCUGAUCAGCAGGCUUCCUUCCAGGAAGGGCAUGGUGCUACAGGCUGUGGACGCCGAUCAGAAGGCCGUGGCCAUCAAGAUCUUCGAGAAGUCACAGACACAAGAUCCUGGUCUGCUGGAGAGCAUUUACCGGGAGAUCCGGCUCACGGGCGAAGUUGUGAGGCAUCCUAACAUCGCCAAGUGCCUGGACAUGAUUCACAGCCUUUCGAGAGUCUACCUCGUCAUGGAGUUCGCCGGCGGUGCAAACAUCGAGCACAUCAUCAGCUGUCGCCAGGAGCAGCGGAUGAAUGAGUCUGAGGUGAACAACUGCUUUGAGCAGGUCGUGCGUGGCGUGGCGCAUCUCCAUUCCAAGAAUAUCGCACAUCGCAACAUCUGCCUCCGUCAUCUCGUGGUCUCCACCUUGGCGGGCAGCGACAGGGAGCACGUGCGGAUUGUGGAUUUCCAGCAUGCCAUGCUGGUACGACCCGACAUGACCUCCCGGACGAUCGUGGGCUCCAUGCCCUACAUGGCGCCGGAGAUGGCGGCGGGAGGUCCCUACUGGCCGCACUCCGCGGAUGCUUGGAGCUGUGGCGUG
Symbiodinium necroappetens is the source of this 1260-nucleotide messenger RNA. The record is from the annotation of a GenBank genome assembly. Lineage: Eukaryota; Dinophyceae; Suessiales; Symbiodiniaceae.